Molecule: messenger RNA, 2915 nt
Organism: Tupaia belangeri chinensis (Chinese tree shrew)
Lineage: Eukaryota; Metazoa; Chordata; Mammalia; Scandentia; Tupaiidae
Gene: SERBP1
Product: SERPINE1 mRNA binding protein 1
Cellular component (GO): cytoplasm; nucleus
Molecular function (GO): mRNA 3'-UTR binding
Source: RefSeq, a predicted model, not a curated record
GCGCAGCUCAGGCCGCAGCCCAGACCAACUCCAACGCUGCAGGCAAACAGCUACGCAAAGAGUCCCAGAAAGACCGCAAGAACCCGUUGCCCCCCAAUGUCGGCGUGACUGACAAGAAGGAGGAGACGCAGCCGCCCGUGGCGCUUAAGAAAGAAGGAAUAAGACGCGUUGGAAGGCGGCCUGAUCAACAACUUCAGGGUGAUGGGAAAAUAAUUGAUAGGAGACCGGAAAGGCGACUGCCACGUGAAAGAAGAUUUGAAAAACCACUUGAAGAAAAGGGUGAAGGAGGUGAAUUUUCAGUUGACAGACCUAUAAUUGACCGACCUAUUCGAGGCCGUGGCGGUCUUGGAAGAGGUCGAGGAGGCCGUGGACGUGGAAUGGGCCGAGGAGAUGGAUUUGAUUCCCGUGGCAAGCGUGAAUUUGAUAGGCAUAGUGGAAGUGAUAGAUCUGGCCUGAAGCAUGAGGACAAACGUGGAGGUAGCGGAUCUCACAACUGGGGAACUGUCAAAGAUGAAUUAACAGAGUCCCCCAAAUACAUUCAGAAACCAAUAUCUUAUAAUUGCAGUGACUUGGAUCAAUCAACUGUGACUGAGGAAACACCUGAGGGUGAAGAACAUCCAGUGGCAGACACUGAAAAUAAGGAAAAUGAGGUUGAAGAGGUAAAGGAAGAGGGUCCAAAAGAGAUGACUUUGGAUGAGUGGAAGGCUAUUCAAAAUAAGGACCGGGCAAAAGUAGAAUUUAAUAUUCGGAAACCAAACGAAGGUGCUGAUGGACAGUGGAAGAAGGGAUUUGUUCUUCAUAAAUCAAAGAGUGAAGAGGCUCAUGCUGAAGAUUCAGUUAUGGACCAUCAUUUCCGGAAGCCAGCAAAUGAUAUAACAUCUCAGCUGGAGAUCAAUUUUGGAGACCUUGGCCGCCCAGGACGUGGUGGCAGGGGAGGACGAGGUGGGCGUGGGCGUGGUGGACGUCCAAACCGUGGCAGCAGGACCGACAAGUCAAGCGCUUCUGCUCCUGAUGUGGAUGACCCAGAGGCAUUCCCAGCUCUGGCUUAACUGGAUGCCAUAAGACAACCAACCCUGGUUCCAUUGUGGACCCUCUUGUUCAAAGCUUUUGCAUGCUUAAGGAUCCCAAACGACUAAGAAAUUUAAAAAAAAACAAAACAAACAAAAAAAGGGGACUGUCAUUCAUACCAUUCACACCUAAAGACUGAAUUUUAUCUGUUUUGAAAAUGAACUUCUCUCGCUACACAGAAGUAACAAAUAUGGUAGUCAGUUUUGUAUUUAGAAAUGUAUCGGUAGCAGGGAUGUUUUCAUAAUUUUCAGAGAUUAUGCAUUCUUCAUGAAUACUUUUGUAUUGCUGCUUGCAAAUAUGCAUUUCCAAACUUGAAAUAUAGGUGUGAACAGUGUGUACCAGUUUAAAGCUUUCACUUCAUUUGUGUUUUUUAAUUAAGAACUUAGUUGUUCCCCCGAUUACAAACUGGUUUUAAAUAUUGGACAUUACUAUCGGUUUUAAUACCUGCUUUGCAUUUUCACACAUGGUCAACUGGGACAUGUAAACUUUUGAUUUGUCGACUUUUAUGCUGUGUGGAAUACUAACUACUUUAUGUAUUUUAACUUAGUUUUAAUAUUUUCAUUUUUGGGGAAAAAUCUUUUUUCACUUCUCAUGAUAGCUGUUAUAUAUGCUAAAUCUUUAUAUACAGAAAUAUCAGUACUUGAACAAAUUCGAAGCACAUUGGUUUAUUAAUCCUUUCUCCUGCAUGGUUCAUUUGGUUCAAAAUGUACCUGAUUCACAGUUUCAACUACAUUUACUUUUUAAAUGUAUGACCUUCCUAUUUUAAAAGCCAAACUAGACACCUUAUUGGUGAAAGUUGUUUAAACUACUUAUUUGUUGAUAAACACAUCCUAUCAAGCGAAGUAGUUUAUGGAUGUGGAUUGUUCUCUCCCACCAGCAUGGUGGGUAGAUAGCGUAAGGUGAUUUGGCUCAUGCCUAAUACUGUUCUCCAAAAUAGUGGCCACUAGGUGUGAUGUGCGUGGGAAAGACCCCGAAAUCAAAAUGGUACAUUCGAACAACCCUUUUAACCCUUGUUCUGAGGAAACCAAAGGGCACUUGGUCAGUAGGGUGAGAUGGGGGAGUAUUUUUAUUUUGGGAAUUUGGGAAGCCAACAGCUAUACUUUAUAAGAUUGAAACAUCUGCACCAUCCGUGAAAUAUAAACCAAAAAUCUUAUUGUUUCUGAAUUUCCUAUAUUGCUAUUAUUUGGUCUUAAGUUGAUAGGUGAAUGUUUGUUCCACAGGAGGUGAUAAGAAUCUUUUUCCCUUUCCUCCAUUAGAACAUUAGGCUAAUAGUGAAUUCUUUAAAUGGGAGCAUCACCACUUACUGAAACAUACAUGGAGAGAAUGAUAAAUCAACAGGUUUUCUAGGAUUUUUUUUGCCACAUUGUUGAUAAAUUUUAUUUGAAGUUUUAAAGAUAUUUUGUCACUUAAUUUUUAGUGAUUUUCUGCCUAUGUAUGGUAAUGCCCAGUUUUAAAAAAUUGGCCAUCUUAACUUUUAAAUAUGUCUGCUACUUAGCUGACUGGUUCUCACAUAUACUCCUUAAAGAGGAAUUGUACAGUACAAGAGUUAUUCGUUUGGAUUAGAUUUAUUAAUCUAGUUAUCUGCUAGUCUGAAGGAAGGAAAGUUAAUUGUUUUCUAAUGAUGGAUAAACUUGUCCUGGUGUUUUGGAUCUUAUGAUGCUGAGCAUGUUCUGCACUGGUGCUAAUGUCGAAUAUAAUUUUAUAUUUACAAACAUACCUGCUACCCAGAGGCAAGUAUUAAUUUAGUCCAUUAGGACUAUUGACCCCUCUUGAGAUUGCAACAUACACACUCCGAAAUCAGUGUGUUUAGACUUUGAAGUAUCUAACUCAUUUUUGAACAUGUAACA